AGAGUCUCGCAACUGCAUCAUUAAACACUCAUGCAAUCAUAUAAGAACUGAAAACAACCACACAGCUUUACUUUUCUUUCUGCUUUCUGCUACUAAACUACAUCUUUUUUUCUUUCUUUCCACAAAUGGGUCAGCUCCAUUUUUUCUUCUUUCCUAUGAUGGCUCAUGGCCACAUGAUUCCUACACUUGACAUGGCGAAGCUCGUUGCUUCACGUGGUGUUAAGGCCACUAUAAUCACAACCCCACUCAAUGAAUCUGUUUUCUCCAAAUCUAUUCAAAGAAACAAGUAUUUGGGCAUCGAAAUCGAAAUCCGUUUGAUAAAAUUCCCAGCUGUUGAAAACGACUUACCUGAAGAAUGCGAACGCCUCGAUCAAAUCCCUUCAGAUGAUAAGCUCUCAAACUUCUUCAAAGCUACAGCUAUGAUGCAAGAACCACUGGAACAACUUAUUGAAGAAUGUCGCCCUAAUUGUCUUGUUUCUGAUAUGUUCCUUCCUUGGACUACUGAUAGUGCAGCCAAAUUUAACAUUCCAAGAAUAGUCUUUCAUGGCACAAGCUUCUUUGCUCUCUGCGUUGAGAAUAGCGUCAGGCUAAAUAAGCCUUAUAAGAAUGUGUCCUCUGAUGCUGAAACUUUUGUUGUACCGAAUCUGCCUCACGAAAUUAAACUGACCAGAACCCAGUUGUCUCCGUUUGAGCAAUCUGGGGAAGAGACAGCUAUGACCCGGAUGAUAAAAACAGUCAGGGAAUCAGAUUCAAAGAGCUAUGGAGUUGUUUUCAACAGUUUCUAUGAGCUUGAAACAGAUUAUGUUGAGCAUUAUACUAAGGUGCUGGGUAGAAGAGCUUGGGCUAUUGGCCCGCUAUCGAUGUGCAACAGGGACAUUGAAGAUAAAGCUGAAAGAGGAAAGAAAUCCUCUAUUGAUAAACACGAGUGCUUGAAAUGGCUUGAUUCAAAGAAACCCAGUUCCGUCGUCUACGUUUGUUUUGGAAGCGUAGCUAAUUUCACUGCAUCACAACUACACGAACUCGCUAUGGGAAUUGAAGCUUCAGGACAAGAAUUCAUUUGGGUUGUUAGAACAGAACUAGACAACGAAGAUUGGUUGCCUGAAGGAUUUGAGGAAAGAACAAAAGAGAAAGGUUUAAUCAUAAGAGGAUGGGCACCUCAAGUACUAAUUCUUGAUCAUGAAUCUGUGGGAGCUUUUGUGACUCAUUGUGGUUGGAAUUCGACGCUAGAAGGAGUUUCAGGAGGGGUUCCAAUGGUAACAUGGCCUGUAUUUGCUGAGCAAUUUUUUAAUGAGAAGUUAGUGACUGAGGUUUUGAAAACUGGGGCUGGUGUUGGUUCGAUUCAGUGGAAGAGAUCAGCUAGCGAAGGAGUGAAAAGAGAAGCAAUAGCUAAGGCAAUAAAGAGAGUAAUGGUGAGUGAAGAAGCAGAGGGAUUCAGAAACAGAGCUAAAGCGUAUAAGGAAAUGGCAAGAAAAGCUGUUGAAGAAGGAGGAUCAUCUUACACUGGAUUGACUACUUUGUUGGAAGAUAUAAGUACAUAUACUUCUACUGGUCAUUAAGUUAUGAUUAAAAGCAAAAAAGUAGUACAGUACUUGGUAUGAUUUCUAUACUGUUUUUGUGCUUUUUCUGUAUGUGACUAGGUGCUAAUUUAAACAUUUCUUUUUGUCACUUUUUAUAAUUACAUAAUGACAAUAUGUGGAAGAACCCCUUGCCUCCA
Messenger RNA from Nicotiana attenuata, 1714 nucleotides. Its product is annotated as scopoletin glucosyltransferase. The record is from RefSeq and is a predicted model, not a curated record. The transcript has a single exon. Bases 126 to 1556 code for a protein of 476 amino acids. Gene Ontology annotation, molecular function: UDP-glycosyltransferase activity. Lineage: Eukaryota; Viridiplantae; Streptophyta; Magnoliopsida; Solanales; Solanaceae.